AUGACCGCGGAAAUCAGCGCAUCCACACAGUACUAUCUGUCCACCACCGUUUCAGAGGAGAUGCGACCAAAGAGGGAGCAAGUGGAUGUGCGCGUGCCCCCAAAUGGUGUCGAAGAUAUCGCAAGGUAUGACAGUUCCUUUUCCCAAAGACGAAUGCUUCCACGAUGCAUUCAGCGUACGUUCUGCGAGUUGGAUUCACAAGCGACCAGACGACUAGUUUCAGAUAUGCUUGAAUCCACCGCCCCGGGAGCUGCACAUAGCCACGCAUUAGAGUAUGGCCAACGGCUUCCGGUUUCCUCCAUCCAUGCCAUGGAUACUUUGAAGCCAGCAAGCCGUUGCCAGCCAAUUCGUCCGUACUGUGACUUUGACCGACUGAUCCCUGUGCCCUUGCGAUUCAUGUCGAGUGCUCCCACUAGCGUCAUCCAUGAUUCACCACUUUCAGAGUUUGCGCUGCAUUGCUACAAAUUGUCGACAUACGCAUGUCAUUUCAGUGAGGCCUUUGCAACACACUCACGGAAAGAACUGGCCCCCUCCCCGUGGAAGCCAUAA
Opisthorchis viverrini is the source of this 549-nucleotide messenger RNA. RefSeq lists its product as hypothetical. The record is from RefSeq and is a predicted model, not a curated record. Lineage: Eukaryota; Metazoa; Platyhelminthes; Trematoda; Opisthorchiida; Opisthorchiidae. The transcript has 3 exons. The coding region runs from base 1 to 549 and encodes 182 amino acids.